GCUGACAUGAGGUCUCUUCUGUGGUUGCUCCUCCUCCUGCUGCUAGGGGAAGUUACAGCAUACUCUGGAGAUAGUGAGGACGCUGAAGAAAUAGUUGCAAUCCUUCAGGAGUCCAUCAGUCUUCCUUUGGAAAUACCAUCUGAUGAAGAAGUUGAGAAUAUCAUCUGGUAUUCUCAGGAAACACUUGCGACAGUGGUACCAGAGAAAGAAGGACGGCCUGCUACACUGGAGGUGACUGACCCUCGGUACCAGGGCCGAGUGAGCUUUCUAGAACCUAGCUACUCACUGCACAUCAGCAAUCUGAGCUGGAAGGACUCAGGAAUUUACCAAGUUCAAGUCAACCUGAGGACAUCCCAGCUCUUUACCAAGCAGCACUACAAUCUACAUGUCUACCGAUGGCUGUCAGAGCCCCGAAUCACUGUGAACUUUGAGAUCUCCAGUGAAGGUGCCUGUAAUAUGUCCCUAACAUGCUCUGUAGAGAGAGAAGGCAUAGAUGUGACCUACAGAUGGCUCUCAUCAGGGGAUGGCAACCCCAUCAACCCUAAUGCAGAACAUGAAGGCCCCAUUCUCAGCACAUCCUGGAGGCCUGGUGACAAUGCCCUUUCCUACACCUGCAGGGCCAGCAACCCCAUCAGCAACAUCAGUUCCCAUCCCAUCCCUGCUGGGCCCUUCUGUGCAGAUCCUGCCUAUCCUGAGAGGUCCUCAAUGUCCUUCUGCCUCGUGGCCAAGGGAUUGCUCCUCCUCUUGCUUUUGGUCAUUCUAGCCAUGGGGCUUUGGGUGAUCCAAGCCAAGAAAAAUUGUGAAAUGCCAAGGAUGAGGAAACUCAAGAGAGACAGAAUGAAACUGAGGAAGAAGGGGAAGUCAGCUCUUAGCCCAGUCUGA
Molecule: messenger RNA, 882 nt
Organism: Castor canadensis (American beaver)
Lineage: Eukaryota; Metazoa; Chordata; Mammalia; Rodentia; Castoridae
Gene: Slamf9
Product: SLAM family member 9
Biological process (GO): T cell activation; plasmacytoid dendritic cell cytokine production
Cellular component (GO): external side of plasma membrane; membrane
Source: RefSeq, a predicted model, not a curated record